CGUCAGUGUCAUUUGCGCAGCCGCAGUGACAGAUUGAAGGAAGAAGGUCCGGCGCUCACCUUCGCCUUGUGUGUCCGCUGAAUACAUCGGCGUUCUCUUUGCUUCAGCGGGCCGCCAUGGCGGAUUUUGACAGCUUGAGCUCGUCGGAGAAGGCGGAGGCGGCGGAGCUGCAACGGAUGAUCGCAGUGGAGCAGCAGAAAGCGCAGUUUCAGGCGCAGGUGCACACGUUCACUGAUGUCUGCUGGGACAAAUGUGUGGACACUCCCGGCUCCAAACUGGACCACCGGACGGAGACCUGCCUUGUGAGCUGCGUGGAGAGGUUCAUCGACACCACCCUGACCAUCACCAACCGCUUCACGCAGAUGGUGCAGAAGGGCGCUCACUGAGGACGGACUGGUGGACCAUGCUCUCAUCAGUGCAGACUGUGACCAUCUCCCCUGAAUGAGUGUCACUGCUGGUUCCUUUGAGAUGGAGACCCAUCCCUGUUUAGCAUCUCCACUUAAAAAUCCCAACAACACGUGGUUCAUUCAUCAGCCUCCACCAAAACCUCAGCGAUUCUGUAUUUAUUGCUCCCAUCUGUCAUUUGUUGUCCUGUAUAAAUAAAGUUUUUAAAAUGUUAAAAA
Oryzias melastigma (Indian medaka) is the source of this 623-nucleotide messenger RNA. Its product is annotated as mitochondrial import inner membrane translocase subunit Tim8 A. Lineage: Eukaryota; Metazoa; Chordata; Actinopteri; Beloniformes; Adrianichthyidae. The record is from RefSeq and is a predicted model, not a curated record. Bases 117 to 386 code for a protein of 89 amino acids. The transcript has 2 exons.